GACUGGAGGAGCAGCAGCCUGUUGCGCACUUAGAGGCACAGAGACAGACAGACAGACAGGGCGCACCACAGCUGCGUGGAUGGACAGAGCCACUAAAGGACUUCCUUUACUGACUUUAACAGACUUUUCAUAGACGUUGUGAAUUGGAUGGCUAUCGGGUUGGCUUUUCUUCUAAAGUAACAGAGGCUCAUUACAAAGUGCAAACCUCUGAGCGGAUCUAGCCUUUACGCAUCCCGGGAGCCGGGACCAGAGGGACUCUCCAGACUGUCAGGAGCAGGGAGACAACAAAAGCACAAGAGCCAUAAACACCAGGAUCUGUCUCUGCUGGCAUGUUCCAGAGAUGCUCAACGAUGCAAUGAAGACCUGAAGCCCGAUAACCCAUGUGUGUCCCACCGAACACACACACAGAAGAGUUGCAGACACCAGUGUUGUGUGCGUGGCCGGCCCUGUGUGUGUGUGUUUACACACUGUGCUGAGACUAAAGCACUGUGGAGUCGAGGACUUAAGCUCAAGAGUUAUGGUCCAACUGUCCACCUCAGUCUACCUGUUGGGAGGCCUUUUGGGCCUGUUUAUGCUAUCGCCUGUCCUGAUGGCCCCAACACCAGCCAGCAUGUGCACACCCUUGAAGACGCUCAACGACAGCCUCAGCCACAGGCGACGGUACAUGAAGCACAACUUCCCCAUCAACUACACCAUCAAGGUUCAUAAGAAGGAAAUCUUUAAACGGUCAAACAUCAACAGAAUGAGGUUACAGGUGGAGGGGUUGGAUGAGCUGGUUCUCCAGAGGUUGUGGUUCCAGGUCAACCAAGGCGUGUUAAAAAAGAUCAUCCGAGUUAUGCCAGAGAGACAUCCUUCACGUCCAUACACCGCUGAGUUGGAAAGACGCUUCAAGGAUGCGGAGGGCGUCUUUGUACAGUCACAUCCCGCUGAGGUGUUCCAGCAGGAGCUUCCAGAGACUAUACAGGACACUUGGGAUCAUUUAACAGAGGAGCCUGACAAAGUGCCAGAGUCCAGCUGGCGUCUUGCUUCCCCGAAGUCCCUCCUGGACAACUUCUGCCACACCAUGCAGUGCCUCUUCAGCGAGUGUUUUGCCAGCACAGAAGCACAGGAGGACUACUGCGGUGUUUCCCGUUGGACAAAAGGCAGGAAGAAAGACUUACAACCUGAAAGCUGAGAAGAUGGGGUGAAGUUGUCCCUGUUGAUGCUGAUGAUAAGGGUAUCAUUAUCUCCCGAUAGAGAGAGGGGUAAAAGGACAAUCCACACGGAAACAAGAAAGUUCAGUCCUGAUUUGUGAACAUCAAAAAGUCUUUCCCAAAUCUAUCAAACAGAGCUAAGAUUGUCUUGACGAUACGAUGAAGACACUCCAUCAGCCAAAGCAGACUGAUAUUGUAUGUACGGCAACUAUUCAUGGCGAUUUCAUGAGCAUAUGGACUUUCUGCUAAAAUGAAAUGAAGCUCAUUUGGGAGUAGAAGCUCCAACUCCUCAGAUUUUCCAAUUCUCUGUCACUCAGGAAGCCUAAAGUAUCCGUCUCUUGAUGGCAGCUCAGAUUGAUGCUUCAAGUUUUGGAAGAGAUUUGUUCAUGUUCACACAUAUGGACUUAAUUGAUCAUCCAACUGAUGUCACUGUGGCUUUGCCAAAUCUCUGCCCAAAAAGCCUGUGAUGUGCUCCAGCGGACCUGCAUGGUUCACCUCAGAGACCAACAAGAAGCAGAGACUUACACAUUGGAGUGUUAUUAUAUUGAGAAACUUCAGCUGACUUUGUACCAUAGCCAGACUUCUCUUCUACGAACGCCUCUUUCAAACAUCAAUGAUCUAGAGCGAGAGCGAUGUACAUGAACUGAACUUCAAACCUACAGGCAAACUGAUAACUACUGUUAUUUUUUUUUUUUUUUUACUUUUUAUUUUAUUCUAUUAUUCAGUGAAACAAGACAAGACAUCUGUGACAAGACAAGACAGAACUUAAUACAUUGGGUGACAUGACAAGAUUGACUACGGGGCAAAACAUGCAUUGGGUAUAUAGGGUAUAGAUAGAUGUAUUGGAGAAGGUGCCGGGAAGUCUGUUGUGUAGGAUUCUCAUGUGUGUAAGUGUGCAUGUGCAUGCAAGUGUAGAGGGACAAUAGACAGAGGGGAGUUUAAAACAAUAACAAAUAAGGGGGGGAAGAUUAAGUAGAUGAGUUUUCCUGGCAGGGGUGGCUAGCGAUAACCCAGGUUCAGCUAUUUUUUGGUCUUUAUUUUUACAUUUUUGAUCAUGUUGCGUUGUGGCGGGGGUUUCCCUCCUUUGGCCACCACUGUUUUCUCUUCCCUCUUCAGUUGAUGACUAUGCAUCUCUUACCUACAGCUUUCAUUUAAAGUGUUAUUUUUUUAGAUCUGUGCUAUAGGCCCUGCAUUGCAUAUUCAAAAGCUGCCAAAACAAGUUUGUUCAUUUUUC
This is a messenger RNA of Sebastes umbrosus (honeycomb rockfish), 2427 nucleotides long. It is a transcript of the gene il34, whose product is annotated as interleukin 34. The coding region runs from base 518 to 1174 and encodes 218 amino acids. Gene Ontology annotation, molecular function: macrophage colony-stimulating factor receptor binding; cytokine activity. The transcript is spliced from 8 exons. The record is from RefSeq and is a predicted model, not a curated record. Gene Ontology annotation, biological process: positive regulation of macrophage differentiation; positive regulation of monocyte differentiation; positive regulation of protein phosphorylation. Lineage: Eukaryota; Metazoa; Chordata; Actinopteri; Perciformes; Sebastidae.